UCUUCAUGGUUUUUUCGCUCUGAUAGCUGAGAAGUGAGAGCAACCACCGGGAACACUGCCAAGAGGGGUUUCUCGUCUUCUGUUUCCCACUUCCUAGAGGCGGCGGCGGCUGCCGCAGCUUCCGGCUCGUAGCUGAGGUGAGGUGUGAAUCUCAGAUCGAUCCUCAGAAUGGCAGACAGGGCUGUGGCGAGCGGUGACGACUGAAUCAGCGCCCUCCCCCUCGACCUCCGUCUGCGCUUGCUUUCUUUGUUGCCCGCGGACGAGGCAGUGCGGAGCAGCGAGCUCUCCCGCGAGUGGCGCGGUCUCUGGAAGAAAAUGCCCAGCCUGCGCCUCGUCGGUUUAGAACAGUUUGAGACGGCCGAGGGUUUCAACAAGUUCGUGAACCAUCUCAUCGUCCUCCGAGGCCACUUGCCCCUAGACAAGUUGGAGAUCCAGGUUCGUCAAUCCGAGGCAGCUGUGUCAUAUCCAUACGCCAAUCUGUGGAUCCAAUAUGCUCUCAUCUGCAAGGUUCCUGUGCUCGACGUCUUCUGCGAAUCUGGUGUCGUCGAUAGCAUACAAACUCACAGUGCCUCUUGUCUCUGACCACCUGACGACCCUAAAUCUUUGCGAAGUUGAUUUGGAAAAAUGCUCUGCACUUGUUGACUCGGAACUAUCUCUGGAUUUCUCAAGCUGCCCCUUGUUAAAGAGUCUAAGUAUGCAGCGUUGCAGCAUUUGCGUGCACAAGAUCUCUUCCAAAUCGCUAGAGCAGCUGCACAUCACCAGUUAUUCUUCCUUUAAUCUGCGUUCCCGUACCUGGAUUUCUGCACCAAGUCUUAUUUCACUGGAGCUUAGUGAUUUUGUUGGCGAGGCUCCUAUCCUUGAAAGCAUGCCAUUCCUCCAAAAAGCAUUCAUUAGGCUAUAUGUGUAUGAUGAGAGCUGGUGUGAUGCUAUCAAUCCUAGGGUACAGAAAUGUUGUAAUCAAAGUUGUGAACGUUGUUACGGUUAUCCUGUUGGCGGUUAUCGGAGUGUGCUUCUCAAUGGCUUGUCCAAUGCUAUCCAUCUGGAGUUGAUAGCUGACCCUAACAUGUAUGUCUACAGAAGGGAUUUGGCUUGUUGCCCCAUAUUUGGCAAUUUAAAGACUCUGUUACUGAAUGAGUGGUGUGUGGCUCAUGGCUUACAUGGACUAGUUUGCAUUCUCCAACACUCGCCUAUUCUUGAGAAGCUCACACUUUUGUUCUAUAACACUAAGGACCUCCCUAUUGCAAUAGUGGACGAUGGAAACCAUGAUCCAGUAGAACAAACAUUUGCAUGUGUACACCUUAAGGUAGUUAACAUCAAAUGUCAAGUGAUGAAUGAGAGGGUUUCCAAAACUAUGAAGCUCUUGAGUACAUGUGGCAUACCUCCUGAGCACAUUAGGUUGAAGGUCAACCAGUCACACCCAUAUUCUUUCAGUUUUGAGAUGCCACAAGAUGUUACACCAUCAACUAGUGACCACGAUGCUGCGCCUUCACCCACCACUGACGACUAAGAUGGCUUGUUGGAUCUUGAUGUUAGCAGUUCCAGUCCUUUUGUAUUUCAAAGCUGCUGUAAUGCCGUACGUUAUCUCUAUGUUUAGGUUUCUUUCGAUCUCUUUGUCUGCUAGAAACUUGUCUGUGUUAGUUGUCAGAUACAACUCAGCUAAACGGUUUCCAGUUCACUGGUGUGGCAAUGUCAAUGGUUAUAUUGU
Molecule: messenger RNA, 1705 nt
Organism: Lolium perenne
Lineage: Eukaryota; Viridiplantae; Streptophyta; Magnoliopsida; Poales; Poaceae
Source: RefSeq, a predicted model, not a curated record